Myotis davidii is the source of this 2652-nucleotide messenger RNA. It is a transcript of the gene FLVCR2, whose product is annotated as feline leukemia virus subgroup C cellular receptor family member 2. The record is from RefSeq and is a predicted model, not a curated record. The transcript is spliced from 10 exons. Gene Ontology annotation, cellular component: membrane. Gene Ontology annotation, biological process: transmembrane transport; heme export. Gene Ontology annotation, molecular function: heme binding; heme transmembrane transporter activity. Lineage: Eukaryota; Metazoa; Chordata; Mammalia; Chiroptera; Vespertilionidae. Bases 305 to 2032 code for a protein of 575 amino acids.
UUGGCCGCGCCAGGAGCUCAGUCUCUCCUGGGCCGAGGGGCUGGACGCGGCCAGGACGCCUUAGGAGGACUCCUGGCACCGGCCGGGGGGACAGUCGUCAGGACAGCGGCCCCACCCUCCGGAAAAGUGGGGGCAGAAGUUUGGAGGUGAGCGCCGGGAGCCCCGCGCGCGGCUGUUACGCAGGACUGGACCUCGGUUUCUUCUGGGGCGGACCAGGGCCACUGCCCCGCUAGCUGAGGCCACUGCCCCGUAAGACUGCCGGAGCUCCCAGCGCCUGUGCGGGGCUCCAAGGGAGGCCGUGGUCAUGGUGAAUGAAGGUCGCAACCUGGAGGAGCGCGAUGGUACCCUUGAGCAGCAGUCCGAGCCGCCGGCGGACCCCAGCGCUCCCGCCCCACCUGCCAUCCCCACUGACCCCAGCGUCUCGACUCAUCCCAGCGUCUCGGCCCAUCCUAGUGUCUCAGCUCAUCCCAGCGUCUCGGCUCAUCCCAGCGUCUCGGCCCAUCCUAGUGUCUCGGCCCAUCCUAGUGUCUCGGCUCAUCCCAGUGUCUCCUUCCACCCCAGCGUCUCUGCCAACCCCAGCGGCUCAGCCUUCCCCAGCACCGUCGCCCACCCCGGUGACUUGACCCAACCCAGUAGCUCCGGCCGCGAGGACCUCAGUACGAUCAAGGUGAGCAGGCGCCGUUGGGCGGUGGUCCUGGUGUUCAGCUGUUACUCCAUGUGCAACGCCUUCCAGUGGAUCCAGUACGGCUCCAUCAAUAACAUCUUCAAGCACUUUUACGGGGUCAGUGCCUUUGCCAUCGACUGGCUGUCCAUGGUCUACAUGCUGACCUACAUCCCUCUGCUACUGCCGGUGGCCUGGCUGCUGGAAAAAUUUGGCCUUCGCAACAUCGCCCUCAUGGGCUCCGCUCUCAAUUGUCUGGGGGCCUGGGUGAAGUUAGGGAGCCUGAAGCCACAUCUCUUCCCGGUCACCGUGCUGGGCCAGGUCAUCUGCUCGGUGGCCCAGGUCUUCAUCCUGGGCAUGCCCUCCCGCAUCGCUUCAGUCUGGUUUGGGGCUAAUGAAGUCUCCACGGCCUGCUCCAUAGCUGUCUUUGGCAACCAGGUUGGAAUUGCGAUUGGGUUCUUGGUCCCUCCUGUUCUGGUGCCCAAUUCCAAAGACAAGGACAAGCUUGCCUACCACAUCAGCAUCAUGUUCUACAUAAUAGCAGCUGUUGCCACCCUGCUUUUCAUCCUUGUCAUCAUUGUAUUCAAGGAGAAGCCUAAACAUCCCCCCAGCAGGGCCCAAUCCCUGAGCUAUUCCUUAGUACCGGAAACUUCGUACUUAAAUCCCAUCAUCCGGCUCUUCAAAAACCUCAACUUCAAGCUGCUUAUCAUCACCUAUGGUCUGAAUACUGGGGCUUUUUAUGCCUUGUCCACUCUGCUGAAUCGCAUGGUGAUCUUGCACUUUCCGGGGGAAGAAGUGAAUGCUGGAAGGAUAGGCCUGACCAUUGUCAUUGCUGGAAUGUUUGGGGCUAUGAUCUCAGGUAUCUGGCUGGAUAGGUCCAAAACCUACAAGGAGACAACCCUGGUGGUGUACGUCAUGACUCUGGUGGGCAUGGUGGUGUACACUUUGACCUUGCCCCUCCAGCAUCUGUGGGUAGUGUUCAUCACCGCUGGCACAUUGGGGUUCUUUAUGACUGGCUAUCUCCCACUGGGAUUUGAGUUUGCUGUGGAGCUGACAUACCCAGAAUCGGAAGGCAUAUCGUCUGGCCUCCUCAACGUGUCUGCCCAGGUAUUUGGGAUCAUCUUCACCAUCUCCCAGGGCCAGAUAAUCGAAAACUAUGGCACCAUGCCCGGGAACAUCUUUCUGUGUGUGUUCCUCGCCCUUGGAGCGGCCCUCACUUCACUCAUCAAGGCAGAUCUACGGAGGCAGAAAGCGAACAUGGAAUUUCCCGAGAAUAAACUCCAGGAGGAGGAGGAAAAGGUGGAGAAUGUGGAGAAAGCAGACAAUGUCACCAGCAAAGCACCCACCACUUUGUCUGAGGAGCAUCUCUGAGACAAGAAGGGGUUUGCAACUCAGGGAACACGGAUACCCCCACCUCUUCCGUCAACAUAGCUCACUGCCAGCGCCAGGGUCUUCACAGGGGCAGCUUGUGGAGGGAACCAGCUGGAAUAUUUGUGGCUUGGACGGCAGUGCCUAGCUUCUGGAACCUACUCAAGAGCCUGCACGGUCUAGUUGGGGGAAAUCGCACCUUUCACCAAAUGCAGAUUCGAUUCCCGCCCCUCCCCUUGUAGGUUCUGGGACCUGGUGUUGGGAGAGGCUGGUGAGUCGUGGAGUCAGUCCUGGCUUUGUGCCUUGCCUUCCCUCUUCACCUCCAUCCCUCAUGGAGAAAGCCUGCAAAACUGUCAUGGAAAGAAAGCUUAUUCAGAUAUUAACUUUUUCUAGUGUCUCAAGACCCUUAGAAGCCCAGUUCUAAGGAGCGGCAGCUGCGCUGGAUGAGGGUCAUUCUGGGGUCAUUGGACUGACCGCCAACAUUCUGUGGGAGAGAAAGUACCAUCGGAACAAACCCGCGGGUCCUCUGGGCCUCUGUUCUCCUGGCCUAAAGUUGGGGGCUGUCUCCAAACCCUCUUUCUUAAGAGCUGAUCAAACCAAACAUCAAUAAAACUUGAGAAAGA